Molecule: messenger RNA, 1443 nt
Organism: Suillus clintonianus
Lineage: Eukaryota; Fungi; Basidiomycota; Agaricomycetes; Boletales; Suillaceae
Product: zf-ZPR1-domain-containing protein
Exons: 6
Coding region: 1-1443 (480 amino acids)
Cellular component (GO): cytoplasm; nucleus
Molecular function (GO): zinc ion binding
Source: RefSeq, a predicted model, not a curated record
AUGGCUCAAACUGAAGAAAAACCUGAAUUCUUCCCUCCGAUCGCAGACGUUGUUGAUAAAACACAUGCAGGAGAUGAAGAUAUUGGCGCUAGACCACUCGAAGAGAUCGAGUCUCUUUGCAUGGAAUGUGGGGAGCAGGGAGUAACACGAAUGAUGCUCACAUCUAUCCCGUUCUUCCGGGAAGUGAUCGUGAUGAGUUUCCGCUGCGAACAUUGCGGCCACUCAAACAAUGAAAUUCAGUCGGCGGGAAAGAUCAGAUCCGAAGGCACUAUCUACACAGUAAAAGUUCUUAAUCGCGGUGACCUUGACCGCCAGCUCAUCCGCUCCGAAUCCUGUAGUAUCAACAUCCCCGAGUUUCAGCUGGUUCUUCCGCCCUCCCGCGGUCAGCUUACAACUGUUGAGGGUCUCCUCCGGGAUAUUGUUGCGGAUCUCAGCGGACAGCAGCCGCUCCGACGCAUUCAGGACGAGAACGCCUACGCCAAGAUCCAGGAGAUCAUUGAUGGUCUCAAGGCGAUCAUUGCCGAUGACGAAGAUGAAGGAAAGGACGAGCUUGAGAAGAGAGAACUUUCGAACGAGGAUCCAGUCUCACGCGCGAUCACUAUUACUCUGGACGAUCCAUCUGGGAAUUCAUUCCUGGAGUUCGUGGGCAGCAUGUCCGACCUGAAGUGGAACAUGCGCACAUACGAGCGAUCGCUUGAGCAGAACCAGCAGCUUGGAUUGGCACCUCCUUCAGAAGACGCGGAAAAAAAUGCGGCAGACGAGGCAGAGCAGGGUCCGAACGAGGAAGUGUUCGAGUUUCCCGGAAUCUGCUCGCGUUGCGCACGACCACUAAUCACGCGCAUGAAAAAAGUUUCUAUUCCCUAUUUCAAGGACACACUUAUCAUGUCAACUAACUGCGAUAACUGCGGAUAUCGGGAUAAUGAAAUCAAGUCAGGGUCUGCAAUUUCUGAGCAGGGCAAGAAGAUCACGUUAAAGGUUGAAGAUAGAGACGACCUUAGUCGCGAUAUACUUAAAAGCGACACGAGCGGUCUCAGCAUACCAGAGAUAGACCUCGUUCUUCACCCCGGCACACUAGGAGGACGUUUCACGACUUUAGAAGGCAUAUUAGAUCAGGUGUAUGAGGAACUCAGCGAGAAGGUAUUUAACGCGGGAGAUUCUGGGGUUGUAGACGUCGACGACAGAGCCGAGUUCCAGGAGUUCUUGAGAAAGCUUAAGCAGGUCAAGAAUGCCGAGAUACCUUUUACCUUGAUUCUAGAUGACCCCCUGGCGAAUUCACACGUGCAGAAUCUUUAUGCACCUGAUCCAGAUCCGAACAUGGAGAUCGUCACAUACGAACGAACUUGGCAGCAGAAUGAAGAUCUCGGACUGAAUGACAUGAAUGUGGAAUCGUACAGCGGUGAUGAUACGAAGGAUAGUGGUACUCAGCUAGAGGUCAUAGGUUGA